Molecule: messenger RNA, 1107 nt
Organism: Penicillium riverlandense
Lineage: Eukaryota; Fungi; Ascomycota; Eurotiomycetes; Eurotiales; Aspergillaceae
Product: thioesterase domain-containing protein
Exons: 2
Coding region: 1-1107 (368 amino acids)
Biological process (GO): biosynthetic process
Source: RefSeq, a predicted model, not a curated record
AUGGCCACAACUGCCGAGACGCUGUGGGCAGAAUGCCUGGGCGCCCUCGCGAAAGAGACUGGCAUCGAAGUCGACGACAUCGAUGACCGAGAUGAAUUCACGGCCGACCUUGGGAUCAAUCCGAUUGUCGCAAAGUCCAUCCGAGCAGACUGGGAGGCGAUCCUCAAGACGACGAUACCCGCGACGAUCUUCGAUCAGUAUCCCACCGUCGGGGCUUUCCACCGCUAUCUGCAAUCGCUGCCCGGAAGAGUGCCAAAAGCAGCACCUCGACAGUCACGCGUCCCGCUCUCAGUCGUCCUCCAGGGCAACCCCUCGACAUGCGCAAAGACGAUUUUCCUGCUGCCGGAUGGAAGUGGCUCUGGAAUGGCCUACGCCAGCAUUCCCCAAAUUUCCCACUCCACCUGCCUUGUGGCCAUGAACAGCCCUUACCUUGACCAGGCAUCGGCCUACAUAUGCUCGAUUGAGCAGAUCGCAGGUCUAUGGAUCGACGAGAUACGCCAGCGCCAGCCCAAGGGCCCGUACAUCGUGGGUGGUUGGUCUGCGGGCGGCUACUAUUCGUACGAGGUGGCCAAUGCGCUCAUCCGCGCGGGGGAGCGAGUGAGCGCGAUAGUUCUCCUGGACUCCCCCUGCAGGCCGUACUUCGAGGCCCUCCCGAUGGAGGUGGUCGAGUACCUCUCCACCAAUGGUCUAAUGGGCAGUUUCGGUAUCAGGGGGCCUCCGGCAUGGGUGGUCGAACAUUUCCAGUCCACCAUACGAGGUGUGCGCCAGUACGUGCCCGCGCCGAUGGAUGCAGAGGACAUGCCCGACGUUUACAUCAUCUGGGCCCGUGAAGGUGUCUUGCCAAGCAGCGAACUGGAAGAGACAGGGCUGGAUCUCAGCGUGAAGGUUUCGCGCUUCCUGCUGGAGGGAAAGCCCAAUUAUGGGACCCAUGGGUGGGAGCGUCUGUUUCCCGGGGCGCGAUUGCACCUUGCUACGAUCUCGGGCAAUCAUUUCACUCUGAUUCACAAACCAUACAUCAAUGAGAUCGGCGUGUUGCUCCGGGACAUUGUGGCGGCGGAUUCGGAGCGGCGCAAAGAUAACUGGAAAAUCGUCUUCGGACCCCGGUGA